This is a messenger RNA of Linum tenue, 495 nucleotides long. The record is from the annotation of a GenBank genome assembly. NCBI's taxonomy places the organism in Eukaryota, Viridiplantae, Streptophyta, Magnoliopsida, Malpighiales, Linaceae.
AUGCUGCUUGGUGAGGUUACGAUCACUCUGGAGGACGUUGUCACACUAAGCGGUUUACCGAUCGACGGUGAGGCUGUCAUAGUAGACGUACCAGAUCAGGAGUGGUCGGCAACGUAUACCAAACUGUUAGGACAUGCUCCUACCGAUCUUUCCAGCGGUGUCGUUAGGAUUAGUUGGCUCAGGGAGCAUUUCAGCAAUCUGCCGCCAAAUGCAUCAUCAGAGAUUACAGGGCAAUUUGCACAAACUUAUGCCCUAUCUCUGAUGGGGUGUAUGAUGUUCCCCGAUCGGACUAGAUCUACAGUUCAUCUACAAUAUCUACUCCUGUUGGAGAAUUGGCGGAGCGCUGGAGGCUACGCUUGGGGAGAAGCUAUUCUAGCCUACCUGUACCGUGAGACGGGUAGGUCUGCAGAACCUUGGUGGCUGGAUCGCUUUACUCCAACUCUAGGCGUGGGAGCGAUUCCCAUUGAUAGCACCACGGCAUACAGUGAUGGAUGA